Rhipicephalus microplus (southern cattle tick) is the source of this 916-nucleotide messenger RNA. RefSeq names its product Threonyl-carbamoyl synthesis 1 (gene Tcs1). Gene Ontology annotation, cellular component: cytoplasm. Gene Ontology annotation, biological process: regulation of translational fidelity. Gene Ontology annotation, molecular function: nucleotidyltransferase activity; double-stranded RNA binding; tRNA binding. The record is from RefSeq and is a predicted model, not a curated record. Lineage: Eukaryota; Metazoa; Arthropoda; Arachnida; Ixodida; Ixodidae.
CACAUUAGACGUUCUUGAUGCUGUCUGUGGUCGUGUCAAGCGGCGCGCGAUUUCCUUUGUAACCGAAUUAUGCGAGCCACGGUAACAAAGACACGCUUCCAGGGAUUGUGCUUCCGCUAUUGUCAGGAAGCAAGAACGGGAUACAAUGUUAAGCACGCCGAAGAUAAUUCCAGUCAAGUCUCCUCCAAACCACGGGUCCGACGCAGCCAAAGAAGCAGCAUCUAUACUGAAGGCGGGUGGAGUGAUCGCAGUGCCGACAGACACGAUCUAUGGUGUUGCGGCGCUGGCGCAACAUUCCGAAUCUGUUGCGCGGCUGUACCAUUUGAAAAGAAGAGACGCCGGAAAGCCUGUCGCAAUCUGCGUGCAUGACGUUGCUGACAUAUCGCAGUGGGCCGAAGUUUCUAUCCCUGAAAACCUACUGCGCCAGCUUUUUCCGGGACCAGUAACGGCGGUGUUCUGCCGGACGUCUCGCCUCAAUCCUGCCCUAAAUCCAUUCACAAACCUCGUCGGCGUCCGUGUUCCUGACAGCGAUUUCAUCAGGCAGACGACGAAGCUUUGUGGCGGACCGCUGGCACUCACAAGUGCCAACGUGAGCUCGGAGAUGAGCACGCUGACCAUACAGGAAUUCCAAAGCCUGUGGCCAUUUCUGGACGCAGUGUUCGACGGGGGCGACUUGUCAGUGUCCGGAUUUCACCGGGAAGGGUCCACAGUCAUCGACUUCUCUUUGCCGGGCUGCUUCAGAAUUCUGCGAGAGGGCUGUGUACCGCACCUGUGCCGAAGGUUGCUGCAGGAGUCGCACCUGAAGGAAGUGCAGCACGUGUAGUGUAUGCAUCCGGUCGUAGAUGUGCAAGUGUUCCUCAUCAACUGUACAUAGGACAUUUGUUAAUAAAGUUUGCUACGUUACCAUUUCAAUACA